Molecule: messenger RNA, 3266 nt
Organism: Vitis vinifera (wine grape)
Lineage: Eukaryota; Viridiplantae; Streptophyta; Magnoliopsida; Vitales; Vitaceae
Product: pumilio homolog 12
Exons: 7
Coding region: 545-2803 (752 amino acids)
Biological process (GO): post-transcriptional regulation of gene expression
Cellular component (GO): cytoplasm
Molecular function (GO): mRNA binding
Source: RefSeq, a predicted model, not a curated record
AGGAAUGAAAGGAGGAAAGAAACAAAAAGGAAAGAGAGGAGAGAGAAAAAGGAAAAGGAAAAAAAAUGCAUAGAGCAUUUCAUGCAUGGGGGGUUAUAUGAUGAUGAUAUGGUGGAUUUGGGUAUUGUGGAGUUGGUUUGGUUUGGUGUUUGGAGUUUAUGUGAAUGUGGAAAAUGCCAAUGCCCAAUGCAAAUCCCCUUUGACACAUUGAUUCAUUUCAUUCAUCCCAUUCAUCCACUCCUUGCUUUCCUUCUUUCUUUCUCUCCUUUGAAAACCUCUCCUUCUUCUUCACGCCUCCUCAACUCAUGACCUCACCAACAACAACACCUACACUCCCACUCCCUUUGCAUUUCUCUUGAUUUUCACCAAAACCCCACCUCCUAAAUCCUCCCUUUUCCAUGUUCCCCUGCCCAUUACUCUUUGGUUUUCUGAUUUCAUCACUGGGUGAGGUUUCGGGAUAUGGAACUGUGUUGCAUUGAAGUGUAUUUCUGUUGAUCUGCAUUGCCUGCUAGAUUUUGCUUUUUGCUCGGUUUGCAAUUACAAAAUGGAAGGAAGAACUGAACUUGAUGAAAUUGAGAAGCUUCUUGGUGAAAUACCUAAUGCUACUUCGGGGCAUCAACAUUUCGAGGAAUUUGGACAAUGCAAUUCUGAUUUAAAAAGACAGUCUUUGGGUGGUAGCUUUCCCAUUGAGCCAUCCAUACCCGUAUGUGUGAAUUUCCCUAAAAGGUCUCUCAAUGAGAAAUUCCAAAAUUAUGGGAGUUUGGAUGAGGGGAAAUUAUCAGUGAAUAAAAGCAUUGAAUCAGAGGAACCGAGUCUACCUGAUGACCAUCUCUGGAUAUCUGCAUUUGCAGAAUUAAGCUUUAAGGAUGGGGUGAGAAUGGAAGCUGUGUGUUCUCCUUUGGUUAAUUAUAAAGCCUUACCAAAUCAAACUAUUUUAUUUCAAGGGCAAUGCCCUAAUAGUUUAAAGAGAACCUCUUCCAAUUUGGAUCCUCAGGUGAUGGUUGUUCCCUCUUCCCAAUCACCAAAUCCUCCAUCUAGUGCUUUCAAUAAUUUUGAUGUGAAAAAUAAUAGCCAAGAAAGUUCAAAUUUGCUAAAACUCAAUGUACCUGAACUCAAGAAGCAGCAAUUUGGUAAUUACCCACCAAUUGAAAAUUUUUCCAAUACAGAGCCAUUACCUCAUGGAGUGCGAGGUUUUCCGUUCUUUCCAAAUGUGCCCGUUCCUGGUGCUGGGUUUCCUGCUUAUUUACAUCCACAACAGUUAGGCCAGCAUAAAUUUGAUUGGAUGCAUGUAGAAAAGGAACAUUACCAUAAGUUGCAUCAGCAGUACCGUUACCAGGUUCAGAAUAUGGGGCGGGGAGCACAGCAUCCUAUUCAAGCAAAUGGGAAUGUCGCAACUAGGCUAGUGAGUCAGGAGAUGAGGCAACCAUAUUUUGAAACCCCCCACCAAUUUGAAAAAUCUCAUCAAGAGUCAUUUUGGAACAAAUAUAGAAUAGUGAAAGGUUUAAAUGAAUCCAAUCCUGGUCUUUCCUCCACAGAUUUUAAUGCAAUCCAUGUUUUGGACAAAGUUGGGAAAAUGACUAUUCCUGAAAAGAUUCUAACAAGAUCAAAUGGAUUGAACUCUCUUAGAACCAUAAAAUUUGGGUCCAUCAGAGAAAAUGAAGCUGGUACCCAUGUCAAUCAAAAUGGAAGAGUUAUACCAAAUGGCCAUUUCCGCCAGAGGUUAUCCUCUCCAACUGCAGGGCACUUACAGUUAGAUAGCUUGUGCACUUGGAGUUUGUCAACUGAUACUGCACACCUGAAGACUAAUAUUUUGAGGCCACAGCCUCAAAAAUAUAAUUCUGUGGAUGAAGUUGUUGGUAGGAUAUAUCACAUGUCAAAGGAUCAAAAUGGAUGCCGCUUUCUACAAAGAAAAUUCACAGAUGGUUCUCCUGAGGAUGUGCAAAAGAUUUUUCUGGAGAUUAUUGAUCACAUUGUUGAACUCAUGACAGAUCCUUUUGGAAAUUAUCUUGUUCAGAAGCUGCUUGAAGUGUGUACUGAAGAUCAGCAGAUGCAGAUACUUCAUGCAAUCACUAGAAGAGCUGGAGACUUGGUUAGGAUUUCAUGCAACAUGCACGGGACACGGGCUGUUCAGAAGGUUAUUGAAACCCUUAGGACUUCAGAGCAGUUUUCCAUGAUUGUUUCCUCCCUCAAGCCUGGUAUAGUGACUUUGAUAAAAGACAUGAAUGGUAACCAUGUUGCCCAAUGCUGCUUGCAGAACUUAAUGCCUGAAUAUAGGGAGUUCCUUUUUGAAGCUGCAAUUACCAAUUGUGUUGAGCUUGCGACAGACCGUCAUGGCUGUUGUGUGCUUCAGAAAUGCCUUGGCCAUUCUGCUGUUGAACAAAGAGAUCGUAUAAUCUAUGAGAUUACUUCAAAUGCUCUGAUUCUUUCCCAGGAUCCAUUCGGGAACUAUGUUGUGCAAUAUGUUUUUGAGUUUCCAUGGGCGAUAGUGGAUAUUCUUGAUCAAUUGGAGGGUAACUACGGGGACCUGUCCUUACAGAAAUAUAGCAGUAAUGUGGUUGAGAAAUGCCUGCAACAUGCGGGAGAUGAACAUCGCCAUUGUAUUAUCCAGGAGCUAAUAAAUAACCCUCGAAUAGAUCAAAUAAUGCAAGAUCCAUAUGGCAAUUAUGUUAUCCAAGCAGCAUUGAAUAAUUCAAAGGGAGCCAUUCAUGCUGCACUUAUCGAGGUCAUAAGGUCUCAUGUUCAUGUUCUUCGCACCAGUCCAUAUGGGAAGAAAGUCCUCUCAUGCACUAGUCUGAAGAAAUAAUUUAUUUGUUCCUGUAAAUUUUGUAAUAAACAGGUAAAGGAUUGCAUUGAACUCUUCUCCUUCGAGAUUCCAAGGUUUUGAAGAUUGAACUUGAAAAGAAAGAAGUUCGAAGAUGCCUCAAUAGAUUCAUCUGAAUGGACAGAAGGUGCCAUUUUAUUUGUUUGUCCCCUUUGGAAUUCAGAUUCCCUUGGAACUAUUUCAGAGCAAUUUUUCUGUUGCAUAGACCAGCAUUUUUUUUUCUUUUUCUCUUUUGCCAUAGAAAUAAGUGAGAUGCGAGGAAAUGUAGAGUUCUAACUUAUGAGGAAACUGUUUGUAUCAUGCUGGGGGGCUUUUCAAAUGAAGCUCUUGGCUUUUGGCAGAUGGUUGCAGGCUAGUCUGGCCUUCAUGCCAGACAUUCUAUUGAUAUGUACAUCCCAUGUUUAUAGGUUGCUUUGUUUAAGUUCUCCUAAAUACGCUUCUAUUA